Molecule: messenger RNA, 4136 nt
Organism: Micromonas pusilla CCMP1545
Lineage: Eukaryota; Viridiplantae; Chlorophyta; Mamiellophyceae; Mamiellales; Mamiellaceae
Product: ult-like transcription factor
Exons: 3
Coding region: 526-3801 (1091 amino acids)
Cellular component (GO): PTW/PP1 phosphatase complex; chromatin
Molecular function (GO): DNA binding; protein phosphatase 1 binding; metal ion binding
Source: RefSeq, a predicted model, not a curated record
CGGCACACGCAGCGCGAGCGCGCGCGUCGCCGGCGGGUUCGCGAGAUAGCGGCGUCGACGUCGCAGUAGGUUAGGCGCGUAGCGCGUUUCGAAGAAGCUUUUGGACUGACCUUCCCGUCGCGCGCUUCCGUCUCGUCGUCGCGCCCGAGGGAAUCGUCGCGGACGAUACGUUCUUCUGAGAUCGAGAGAGACCUUCGUUCCAUUCACUCGCCACUCGCGGCUGUCGCCCCCCGGGAAGCGCUGAUACGUCACCCACGCGCGCGUCGUCGUGAAACACGCGCGACGCGUUAGGCAGAGCUCAGUCGCGGCGUCCGUACAUCGUUCACUCCGUCGCGUGGAUUUAGGGCUCUCUCGUGGGAAAUUAAUUCCCGCGCGAAGGAGGAGGACCGGCGGAUCUCGCUCGGAUCGGACCCCGCCUCGACCGACGCCGGUCGAGCGCGUCCGUCGUCGGCGUCGUCGUCCGUCGCGCGUCUCGCGCGAACGGCGUGGACGCGCGUCGACGCGAUCGACGCGAUCGGCGGCGUCAUGGACGCGGAGGAGACGGCGCGCGACGACGACGUCGCCGAGCCGGAAGCGACGACGCCGGCGUCCGUCCGCGAGCGCGAGGAUGAGCCCUCCGCCGCGGACGAGGCGGAGGCGGCGAUCGACGACGACGACGACGACGACGACCGCGCGCGCGCGUCCUCGCCGCUCGCGGACGUCGAGAUGGACGACGCCGGGCCGUCCGGCGACGGCCCCGAGGACGACGACGAGCCUCAGGAGGAGGAGGAUCUGGACGACAUCGACGGCGACACCGCGAGCGAAUCCUCGGAAGACGACGAGGCUGAUCGCGCCGAGGACGCGAUGGAAGAAGACGAGGGAGAGGAUGACGACGAAGAAUUAGAAGACGACGCCGAAGAUAUCGCAGACGCGCCUCCCGAGCCGACGGGGCGGGCGAACGUAGAAGAAGACCCCAAAGUAGAGACGCCGAGCGCGACGACGAUUAGCGACGCCGCGAACGAGGACGUGGACGCGGAAGACAUACUCGCGGAGAUUUCCCUCGCCGGACGCCAGGAACUAGACGCAUGCGCAAAGUCCUUGCUCGCGAGCGGCUCGAAGGACGUCUCCGACGACGUCGCCGCGGCGUUCGCGACGAAGCACGAUCUGAAACCGCACGAGAUCAAAGUCGCGGUGUCGCACUUGUACGACGCGCACGCGGAGAAAAUCGCGGUCGCGGCCGCGGCGGCGGCGAGCGCGUCCCCGGUCAGCGCGGCGGCGCCGAUCGUGCUGGACGCGUCUCCGGCGAAGCCCGCGGCGGCGAAGAAAAAUCCCGCCGCGACGGCGCACGGGGGACUCCCCGGGAAGCCGCUCGCGGCCGCGUCGUCCCCGUCCGCGAAACCCGCGACCGCGACCGUGACGUUCGCGACGAAGACCGGGAUCAGCGCCGAGGUCAGGGUCGACCUCGUCUGCGGCCCGGCUAGGGGCACGCUGGUCCUCCCGAAGGGGUACAAGCAGAAGCAGGAGUACGUCGUGUAUCCGGACGGACGGAAGAUAUCGCCCGCGGCGUUUGAACGCGACGGCGGGAAGGAAAAGUCCAAGAGCUGGAAGAAUUCUUGCAUCGUGGUCACGAGCGAUGCGUUUAACGGGAAGACCUUCAAGCGCUGGGUCGAUGCCACGGGGUACCACCCGGUCGGGACGGAGAUCGAAGGCGCCGCCGCGCCCGCGGACGAGAAGAAGAAAAAGUCGAAAAAAUCGUCCAAGGAAAAGUCCAAGAAAGCGGAAGAGGAGGACGAGGAAGAGGUCGAGAAGUCCGUGUUCGAGAGGAACCUCGAGCCGCUCUUGGACGACGCCGGGGGGAUCAAGGCGAUCGACAUGACCGGUCGGUUCGUGUGGCUGAUGCGAAACGCGUUGAAAAACGCGGAGCGGUCGCUCGUGAUCUCCGUGAUUCACCGCACGUCGAAACCCAUCAUGCGAUCGUUCGUGGACGGCUCCGACGGCGUCAAGGUGCUGUACGAGUGGUGCGCGGCCGCGAGGGACACGAACAAGUCUUCGCUCGUGUUGAAGAUUUUGAAGACGCUGCGGAAACUCCCGGUCACGUUCGCGGUGCUCGAGAAGACCCCGGAGUUUGCAAAGUUUGUCAACAAGCUUCGCAAAUACGCGCCGCCGGGGAAAGAGUCCGAGGAUCUGACGAUUCAGGUCCAGGAUAACGCGAUGGAGUUGAAAGCGAAGUGGGUGAAGAUGAUCACCGCGGAGAACGCGGCGAAGGAAGCGGCCGCGGCGAAGAAAGCGGCCGCGGCGAAAGCGGCGGCGGCGCCCCCGGUGGUCGGGGUCAAGCGCGACGCCGCCGCCGCCGCCGCCGCCGCCGCGACGGCGGCGGCGGCGAAACGCCCGCGCGUCGACGCGGUCCCGACGCCGCCGCAGCCCGCGGUCGCGAAGCCGACCCUGAACCCUAAGCCCGCGGCGCCCGCGCCGACGAAGAUCGCCGCGCCCGCGCCGUCGUCCACGAAGAUUGGCUCGGUCGCGACGACGACGAAGGUGACGACGACGAAGGUGACGACGACGAAGGUGACGACGACGAUCUCGCGGCCGGCGUCCUCCGCGCUCUCCUUCGGCGGAAUCAACAUCCGCGGCGCCGGGUUCCCUUCCAAACCCUCGGGCGGCGACGCGUCGAAGGCGACGAGCGCCAAGCCCGCGAAGCCGGCGUCGCCGCCGCCGCCGAAGUUCAAGUACAGCAAGCCGACCAGCGCGCGCGCGAAGAAGGGGCUGUCGUGGGCGGCGGACACCGCGCUCGAGGCGGUGCAGUUCUUCUUCAAAGACGACGCCGCCGCGAAGCCGCCGUCGCCGCCGUCGAUCUCCCGCGCGGACGCGGACGGAGGCAAGGACAAGGACGACGACGAGAACGAGACGGAGGACGACGCGGAGGCGAUGAAGAAGGCGCGGCAGAGGCAGGAGCGCGAGCUCGCCGCGGAGGCGCGCGCGGCGAAUCUCACGCGUCAGCGUCGCCUCAACGAGAUGCGCGCGAUCGGGUCGUGGCGCCGGCCCGUUACGUACGUCUAUCCGAAAGACGUCGAGAUCGAGUCCGGGAGCGAGUCCACGGAGGCGAAGCGCAUGGCGCAGCGCGUGUCCAGGGUUCCGGAGACGACGUACGCGAUGGCGUCGUUGAUUCCCGCGUCGCCGGGGGAGGCGCCGGGGGAGGCGCCGCACGACGACGCGAAGACGCCAGCGGUGCCCGUCGUCGCGGCGAAGCAGCAACCGCAGCAGCAGCAGCAGCAGCAGCAGCAGCAGGGGUCGUCGAUGCACCAGAACCAGUACGCGUCCGCGCAGCAGCAGCAGCAGCACCAGCAGCAGGGCGGCCAGGGCGGCGGGUUCGACGCCAACGCGUUGCAGGCGCUCCUCGCGUCGGUGCAGUCAGGGGCGCUGAAGGGCGGCGGCGGCGGCGGCGGCGGCGGCGGCGGCGCGAGCAACGGCGUGGCGCCGCUGCCGCCGCCGCCGAGCGGCGGAAACGGCGGCGGGUACGGCGGCAACCCGCCGAUGCCUCGCGGGCGACCCCCCGCCGCGCAUCAUCAGCAGCAUCAGCAGCAGCGAGACCAGGGCCAGGGCCAGGGUCAGGGCCAGGGCCAAAAGGGUCAGGGCCAGGGCGGCGGGUUCAACGACGGGUGGACGCCGCAGCAGCCCGGCGGCAUCUGCGCGUUUUUCAACACCCCGAAGGGAUGCCGGCACGGCGACGCGUGCAAGUUUAGUCACAUCCCGGGCGCGCCGACGCCCGCGCCGGGGAAUUUUCCGCCGAAGAAUCCGUCGAGUCGGUACGGCGCGUUCCGAUAGCGGGUUCCGAUAGCGGAGGAAGAGGAGGGGGAGACGCGGGGACGGAGGGAGACGAACGAACGAAGAAUUUCUUUUUUCGCGCCCGAGGAACGGAGAGAGGGCUCGAUGGAUCAUCGGAUCGAUCGAUUAGCACACACACUAGUAGCGCUCGCGACUUGGGGUUGAUAGUGACUUAGACGACCUCGACUACGAACUCGCUUCAGUCGCGCGUGGAUCAGACGCCGCGCCGCGCGCGAGACGUACAGAGCCGAGAAAGCGAGUAUGGGUCAACCAGGUUCAAAGGCGCGAAAGAGUGGUGCGUUGAAAUAGGCACGUUGAAACUAAAAUUUGAAACU